Molecule: messenger RNA, 10776 nt
Organism: Mauremys reevesii (Reeves's turtle)
Lineage: Eukaryota; Metazoa; Chordata; Testudines; Geoemydidae
Gene: RBM33
Product: RNA binding motif protein 33
Exons: 19
Coding region: 290-3886 (1198 amino acids)
Molecular function (GO): RNA binding
Source: RefSeq, a predicted model, not a curated record
CCUUUCUUUGCCUUCCGCUCCUGGAGGGAAGGGUUGGCCCUCCACUAUCCCAUGAUGCGGUGCGGCCGCGACCCCCAGCCGUCAGUGGCGGCCGCCAUGUUUUGCUAGUUUGUUGUUCUCUUGCGGCUGGUGGUGCGGAGCAGGCGGCGGGAGGGCGGAGUAUCCUCGCCCCCUGCAGCCGGGCGCCGAGCGGGGCCUGCGCCCGAGGCCUUCCCCCCACUCCGAGCCCUCAUUGCAGCUGCGGGAGACACUGCCAACAGCGGCCGCCGCCCGCGCAGGAGGAGGCGCCAUGGCUGCUGCCUUGGGAGGAGCAGAUGAUGACUUUGAUCAGUUUGAUAAGCCUGGUGCAGAAAGGUCUUGGAGAAGAAGAACUGGAGACGAUGACUGGGACAGUGAACUUGAAGAUGAUUUGCUUGGAGAGGAUUUGCUUACUGGUAAAAAGAAUCAGUCAGACUUGUCAGAUGAAGAACUGAAUGAUGAUCUUCUACAGAGUGACAAUGAAGAUGAACAAAAUUUUAGUUCUCAAGGUGUCACAGUUAGUCUUAAUGCUACAUCUGGCAUGGUUACGUCAUAUGAUUACUCUGAGAACGCUAAUGAUCAUUCGAUAGAACAUGAGUCGGAAUAUGACCAAGGGGAGGAUGAAAUGGCUUAUGACAAAUCGGGUGAACCUGAAGUAUACUCUCAAGAGUACACAGGGGAAGGACAGUAUGAAGGCAAUGAUGCUGAGCUGACGGAAGACCAAAUAGAAUAUGGGGAAGAACAGGGAGAGGAAGAAAUUUACAAUGAUGAAGUGCUAGACCUUGAAAUCAAUGAACCUCUAGAUGAAUUUCCAGAUGAAGAUUAUAUACAGUCAUAUAAUGAACAACAAGGGAUGGAAGAACAGGAAGAAUAUGUAGCUGAAGAGGAAUUGGAGGAGGUCGCUGAUUCCCAAACACCUACAAAUGAAUCAGAAGAGGCAGCUAUUGAAACUCUGGAACUUCAGGAGGAAACAAAAGAAGAAUCUGAUGAAGAGGAGGAGGAGGAUGAACAAUCUGGACGACUACGUUUCAAAACUGAACGAAAAGAAGGAACCAUCAUUAGGCUCUCAGACAUAACGAGAGAGAGGAGAAACAUUCCAGAAACAUUGGAACUCUCAGCAGAAGCCAAAGCAGCGUUAUUUGAAUUUGAAGAAAGGGAAAGACAGCUUAAACAGGGACGCUACGGCUCAAGGAGAGGAGGGAGGAGAGGAGGUUCCAUAAUGUGUCAUGGAAUGGGAGAACAAAGAAGAGACAACAAUGAAAGGGGAAGAAUGAAGGAUCACAGGCCUGCGCUGCUACCAACGCAGCCACCAACAGUGGGUCAUUCACAGAGGUUAAUUCCUCCUCACCAGCAGCAGCCUAUUAGGAGUCUGUUCCAGCAGCAACAGCUACAAACACUGCUUCCUAUGCAGCAUCAACACCAUUCAUCUCCUCCUCCAGGACUACAUAUGCCACCCCAGAUAGAAACACCUGGAAUAAUGAUGACUCCACCCCCAGUGACACCCCAGCAACCGAAGAACAUACAUAUAAACCCACAUUUCAAAGGGACAGUAGUGACGCCUGUGCAAGUGCCCUUGUUGCCAGUCCCAACCCAGCCAAGACCUGCUGUAGGACCCCAGAGAUUUCCUGGCCCUCCAGAUUUUCAGCAGCACCCUCCUGGACCUGUUCCUACCAACUUCACCCAAGCCCCAAGAAUCCCUCUACAGGACCAGUGGAGAGGCCCACCUCCACCACCUAUGCCUCCACCACCACCUCCUCCUCCUCCUCCCCAGGAAAGAGACCCUUUCUUCCUAGGAGAUCCAAGAUUCCCAAGUCAUCAUUUGUUCGAGCAACGGAGUCCCCCACCUCCACCCCCUCCACCACUCCUUAACAGUACCCAUCCUGUCCCUACCCAAAAUCCUCUGCCUUUCAAUCAACCUGGACCAGGAUAUAAUCAGCAAGGGCAGCAACCAGUAUUUCCCAGAGACAGACCAGUAAGGCCAAACAUCCAGCCUCAGAAUCCUGCUGGAAUUCUUCACUUCAGCCAACCAGGUUCAGCAAAUCCACGGCCUUUCAUGCAACCCAGACAACAAUUCUUACAAAACCCAGGACAGCCAUUUCUAGCAACACAUACACAGCCCAAUAUGCAGGGUCCCUUGCACCCUCCUCUACCGCCUCAGCCUCACCAUCAGCAACAACAACACCACCACCAGCAGCAGCAGCAGCACCACCACCAACAGCAACAGCAGCACCAGCAGCAUCAUCAGCAUCAGCAUCAACAUCAGCAUCAGCAUCAUCUUGCCGGUCCACCACAGCCUUUGAUUCCCAUUACCCAGCCACAGUUCAGACCUCAUUUGCAGCCUUCACAGCAACAGUCAAAUAACAAUAGAAUGCAGUGUCAACAGCGGCAGGGUCCAAUGAAUCCAAGACAUAGUACACCAACACAGAACAUGGUCAAGCGUCCGAAUCAGCAGCUACAGUCAACUGCUUCAAGGAAUAGCAACUUGCGUGAAUUACCAAUAGCACCUUCGCAUGCUAUUGAGAUUAGUAACAACCGGCGAACCGCUGCCCCUGCUGCGCAGGUGAAACCCAUUACCAGCACAACACCUGCUACAAGAUCUGUAGUAGGUGUUGGGAGCCCACAUGGGAGAACUGAAAUGAAAGCUAGAACAGUCGUGCCAGUGGCCCAAACUAAAGUAGAAGUAAAAUCUGAACCAGAGUUUCCUGAUGAAGAUGAAGAAACCAGAUUAUACCGCUUGAAGAUAGAAGAACAGAAACGCCUAAGAGAAGAAAUUCUGAAACAGAAGGAGCUGAGACGGCAGCAGCAGGCAGGUGCUAGAAAGAGAGAGUUACUUGAAAGACUUGCACAACAGCAGCAACAGCCUCCUAUACAACAAUCUUUCACACAGCAGGAAGAGGAAUCAUCAGAGUUUCCCACCAACGGAAAUCCAUUUAUAGUCCAUCCUGGUGCACAGGCCAGGCAAAAUGUGAAAAAUAGACUUCUUGUUAAAAAGCAAGACAUGGUAGUUGCAAAUAUUCAGCCCAAACCCACAGAUUUCAUGCAAGAUGAGGCUAAUAUGCAUUUUCAAGGACAGCAAGUGAAAACAGUGAAGCCUUUGAGACAGACUAGAACAAUACCACAAAGUCAGCUUCAGCCAUCGCCAAAAGUAUUACAAACAAAACCUGCAGCAACUACAGCAUCACUCACCCCAGGACAGACUGCUAGGGUGGCAUCAAUACAAGGAAGGCCUCAGGAACUGAAACCUGGUGUGAAAAGGACUGUCAUGCAACGGGCAAACACUGGUAGUGGAGAUGGGCCCCAUGUCGGCACCAAAGUGAGGGUGAUUAAGUUGUCAGGAGGGCAGGAGGGGGAGAAUGUUGGCUUUGUGCAGCCAGAGGGCCAGCCCCAACGCCUCCAACAACCUCUAGAACUGAGACAGCAGCCAAUGCGGAAGGUCACAUUGACAAAGGGACCACUCCAGCAGCAGCAGCAGCAGGCUCAGAUACAUUCAACAGUUCCACAAGGAGUCAAAAACAUCCAAGGGAUUCAUCCAGCUAAAAAGGUCAUUAUGCAUGGGAGAGGCAGAGGAGUAGCAGGCCAGAUGGGCCGAGGACGCUUGAUGCCAAAUAAACAGAACCUGCGAGUGGUGGAGUGCAAACCUCAGCCCUGUGUUGUGUCAGUUGAAGGGCUUUCUUCAUCAACUACUGAUGUCCAACUGAAAAACCUGCUGAUGUCAGUAGGACCCAUUCAGAGUUUACAGAUGCUUCCUCAGCAACGGAAAGCCAUAGCGAAAUUUAAGGAACCAGCACAUGCAUUAGCAUUUCAACAGAAAUUCCACAGGCAUAUGAUAGAUCUAUCCCACAUUAACGUGGCUUUGAUAGUUGAGUGAGCAUAGCUGAUAACGCUCAUAGAGGCAUACUGUGGAGCUACACAUGGAGAAGAUACAAAGGCAAAACCAUCAGGAUCUGAAGUCUUUUCAGUUUACAGUCUUUCUUUAACUGCUCUGUAGAACUACAGAAAGUAACAAGAUUUCCUCAAGAUAAGCUGAACCUAAGAGGAUCUAGCAAAGUGGAGUUUUUGUGUUCAAUUUCUUCACAUUCGGUUGUAACCCCAUGGAACUACAGAUUUUUUUUUCAAAGUGCUUACAAUGCAUGUAGACAUUGUUCUUCAAGAUCGUACUGUGUGAUCACAGUGACUUGUUGAGAAAAAGAACACUUACAUUGAAAAAUUUAAAAAGUUUCUUCAUAGCAAAGAAUAUUUGAUAAUGGUUGCUCUUAUCUUCAGUGCAGGGUAUUUAUAUGAGAACUCACUUCUCUAAACAAAACACACAUGUAUGUUGUUCCUCUGAGAAGAUAGAAGGUGCAUUCUUAUAUAGAUUAAGACGUGAUCUACUUGAUUGAGGAUAAUAUUCUGAGAGGCUUUGGAGGUGACACUGGAAGGCUGUAGUUUCUGUUUUUGUAAAUAUGUUAGAUCGGUUUUUGCAUCUUCUAGUCUGACACAGUCCCUCUUUACUCCCUUCCCCCUCCCUUUGUGAAAUGAAAACACUUUGUAGGAAUAACAUUGCUACAUUCCUCCCCCGCCCCCCAUAGUUUAAAAGGAAGGAUCUUGAUCUUCACCUUUCAGUAGCAUAAUGGGGUAGUUUACUUCAAGUAGUAUUUUAUUACAGUUUAAAUUGUUUUUUAAAAGGGAUUGCAAGAUACGAGGAAAAAGUGAAACACUUACCCUCAUUUUAAAAAUAGGGUGACACAGAGAAAGUGGUACAUUCCCAAUAGCGUUUCUUUGUGCCACUAUUGCAGAGUAUGCUUCCUCUUAAUCUUUAUCAAUUAGUAUUUUUCCUUGAAAUUUAUUUUGUGACUAAUACUAAACCAUUUAAAAAAAAUUAUUGCAAAGGCAUUAGAAUUGUGGCAUGGUGUUCCCCACAAAGAUGGGAUUAUGAGGAUGUUACGCUGUGGGUGAAAUUGGCAGUUCUAAAAAUUAUGUGCAAACAUUAAAGGAGAUUGCAUUUUGUAGUUGGUAAAAUCCAUUAUACUUCCUUUGGGUUAGAACCGUCUGGAUGGUAUUUCCAAAAGAACAAGUUUUCAUUUACUUUUGGACAAAUUUAGCAAAAUGCCAUUGUUUAUAUCCAAUUGCAGGUUUUAUGAAACAUUUUCUUAGUUUUUAUUUGGUGGGGUUUUCCUUCAUUCUUUAUUUUUAGCAUAUACUUUUGAGUGCUGACCUACUUUUUGAAGUGGGCACCUACAGAAACUUCAUAGUCUUUGAGGAUACUCAAGUAACCGAAACACUAACAUGAUGUAGUGUAUCUGCAGGAGCUUGCGAAUGGGGUCUAAAUGAGUGCCAGAAUAUGGAAGAAUGGCAGUUUGAAGCAAAUUAGCUGCGGUAAACCUUAGCUUGUAUGUAAGAUUUAGUGGUGACGAGUUCACAUAGGCUUUCUAGCUGGCUUUCUCACAGCAGAGUGUUUUGUACUCAUUUCCAAUUAAGAAGAAGUUACUAAAAAUUAAUGAUUGAGCAAAAAAUAGUGUCUAAAGUUUCCUAGGUAAAACUGCUUUCUUUUUCCACUGAAAUAAUAUGAGAAUAAUGUAGUGUAUUAACAUUAUUACAAUGGGAAAAUGAAAAUGUUUAAGGACUAGUGGUUUCUAAAGCCAUUUGCAUCUUAGCAAAGCGUGUAUCUUAGCAGAUCACAGUAAGAUCAUUAGAAUAUUCACGUAUGAAAGUGGGUUUUCUCACAUUUGCAUAUCUCUAAAUCAUAACAUUUGGCGCAGUGCAGCACAGUUCAUGUUCUUUGCUCAGGACAGAUCCAAGACUGGGAGUAGCAGAUGUGUCACAGUUAGAAAUGAGUUGGUGGGGCUGCAGGUGAAGGCUAGCAUGACACCUGACUUCCAUGGUGCUUGGCUCUCACUAGUGCUCUUCCCUCCUCACAUCCACCAUUACUAAACCCCACAAAUAUUGUGUUUUUUAUUGUUAAAAAGGAAUGCUUGCAUCUCAGAUGGGCCAUUAAAGAUGGUGACGUACCCACUGUUAAGGAACAGCUUCUCUGUGAGGGGAAGAUUGGAAAAAAUCCAGAAAAUAAAUGGAUCCGAGUGUCUGCCCAUGGAAGUAUGGGUCGGAUGUGGCUACAAAUAGCUCAGUAAGGGGAGUCCAGCAGUGGGCAAGUCUGCAGCUGAUCUGCUGUUCUUGUAUAAGCAGAUGAUGAUGUUGGAAUAUGAGCUUUUUUGAGGCCUAAAGAAUAGGGGCCCUAUCCAAAACCUGAAAAAGUCAGUGGAAAGUCUCAUACUGACUUCAGUGGGUUUUGAAUCAGUCCCUAGGAGAGCAACAUUUUGCAACUACAGGAUUAAGAAUUUUUAGUCAGGGUUUUUUAAACUUUUCCCCACAUAACCAUCCGGUGGCAUUGAAAGCAAAGACACGAGCAAUGUCUCCUUAACUUACUAAAUAGAUUGGAGCGAUGUAAGCAUUGUUUAAUAAUUGUAUAUAUCCGUCUUUAUAGACUGUUACUUUAGAUGACUGCUUAUGCAUAGAUAGAGUGCAGACAUAUUUGAUAGUGACUGUAGCUGCUUAUCACGGUAGCUGGGUAUCGUAUGGGAACUGUGAGUGUGUUCUGUAUGUAUGUAUGUUUAUAUGGAUACAAUUAUGUACAUCCAUCCAUCCUGUAUAUUACAGAUCUUUUGAACAGGAUGAUCUUCAAAAAAGUACCGUAGUAACAACCACCAUUAGGUUUAGGCAUGCACUAAAAAGGUUUCAAUAAAACAUAUCUUCAGUAAUAAACUCGUAACUUAAAACUGGAUUUACUGGCAAUGACCAGUUUGAACGAUAGCAUCACAGUUUGGUUCCAUUUGUUGUGGCUCCUCCCACAAAAGCAAAGGAAGUAGAGGUAAAAUUAGAAAACUGUUAUUUCCAUGUUCUCUUACAGCACUUCGUUAAAUCUGGCCAUUUUAAGUUAAUUUUCUUGGAAGAUCUGUUGCAACCAUUAUCUUGUUCUUUCUUUAUCAUGCAUUUAAAAUAAGAUGCAGAAUGCAAAAAUUGCAUUUAAUAUACAAUGUAAAUAUGGAACUUUUAAAAUUAAAAGAUGUUACUCAGAGUGCUUACAAUUCAACCACAUCUUAGCUACUUGUUAGUUUUUUUGUGUUGUCUUAUCUAAGUUUAAUGGACAUAGUUCCAUAAAUGUUGAUGUGUUUUUGUGUAUCUCUUCAAUUUUUUAUAAAGAUGCUAGUAAGUCAAUACAUAUAUCCUGAUCUGUGUAUUAUUUGUUCACAAGUUUCAGAGAAACUUAAAUUUAGUAAUGCUAUUUGAAUAGGUAAAUACAGUAGGUGAUUAUGUGGAGCCAAAUAUAUAUUUUUUUCUUUUUCAGUUAUCUUGUUUUGAUCUCGUGGCACUUCUAAGUUCAUUUUACUCUAUCAUAUCACAUCUUGGCUACUAGAUUGGUCUGGCCAUAUUAUGUGUGAAAUUAUAGAAGAAUGUUCUUAAUUUCUUUUAAAAGGCCUUUGUCCUUAAAGAUUAAGCGGAUUAUACAUUACACUAGAUCUUCACAUUCUCAUGUCGGACCAAGGUUUGGGUUUCUGGGAGGGUUCUUUAUGUUGUAUGAGUACAAAGAGGUUAGUCUCAGAGAGCAGGGUGGCACGUUUUGUAUGAUGAAAAGAAACCGUUAAACAUAAUUGAGGAGCUUGGUAAAAUCCUAUGGAUAGGGAGAGGCAUAAGUGCAGACCACAGAAUCUUCAUAAAUACAGGAAUUGCUACAAAAUGUUUUAUAAACUAUAGUGACAGAGUUUUUUAAUUUAGCAGGCUGAUGUGGGCCAAGAAUGACUGAUUCGUCUCCAAUGUAACUGGACAAAAGAUUAUGAUGAUAUUUAUAAAUAUUGAAGUCAAAUCUACAGAAUAUCAGACAAAAAUAAAUCUUCAAACGAAUAGGUUUAAUUCCCAUUUGGGGGUUGGUUCUGAAAACUCACUUUUAAUUUUCACAGCUCUUCUUAAGGCCAUUUUAGUAAGUAAACUACCAGAUCUUCAUUGGGCAUCUUAAUUCCUUUCAUAGUUGGAUUCCAUUGCAAAGAUUUAGUCUGAAGAACUUUUACAGAAGUGUAGGUAUUCUCAAGAUGCCUCUGUAUUGCUACAUUUAUUACCUUAGGUACAUUAGCAACUAAUUCUGACUACUUUGGGGAAUAAAUAAGAGCAUUUUAUUUGAUCCUGAAUUUUUUUUCUUUUACUUUUUUUUUUUUUUUGGAAUGUUUACACCAUAUAGUAUCUUCAGUCUGGUCAGUUUUAAAAGAUUGGCCCCUUCUAAGACGAUGCUGUGGGCACUUCCUAGAAUUAGCAGAAGUAGCUGUGCGUGUUGCCUUUAUCCAUAGUUUGACUUUUCUGGAUAUGUCCUAGGUUUGUGCUCCGCCAUACUCCUGUAGAUGUUAUGGUGUCCUCCCCAUUAGCACUGCAAGAUUCUAAGUAUGUUUCUACCCCAAGGAUAUGCUUCUGGCUUCACAUGCUCUUGUUAGACAGGAUUUCUAGUUUUGGUCCUCUAGGCAUAACUUUUUUCUUUGUAGCGAUUUUUGGUACUUUGAUUUUUCUAGCAGCAGUGUUGGAUGAAAAAUAAAUGUGGGGGAAAGAGGCACUAGACAGAUUAAAGAAAGUUCACUAGGUUUUGAGAGGAAUAAAUCAUUAGGGUAAUUUAAGGCUCUUGUUUCAAUGUUACCUUUAAACUGGCUUUGAUUCUGAAAUGUUACUUAGCACCGUUCUUUAAAUAUGAAUCAAUUCAACAGUUUUAAUACUGGAAGAAUUUUAUCUUAAGUUAGUAUUAAAUCCUAAGGAUUUUAUGUAAGGUUUUUUGUAACCUAGUUAAUUUUAUCAUAAAAAUUGCCUACAUUUUAACUUCUUAUCCACAUGAGCGCAAGGUCUUGUGUACAAAAACACUGAUUCAUAUUGGAUCCUCACGUAUACCAUCUUCUGGUAUAAUAUGGUUGGGAAGGAUCAUUUGUUUUAUUCUUUAGCGCUACCUUUUGCAGGAUAUUUUUUUUAAUCUUCAGUUUCCAUUUCUGUGCUUAUUUUGAUGGGAAGUACAUUGUCUUUUGCACUGUGUAAAACUUGAUGGGAAGGCUAAUUUCACUGGGUCUUUAAGCACUUGCAUUGCUUUCUCACUUCUCAAGUUUGACACUGUAUUUUUCUAACUCUAAAUGGAAAGGGGUCAUUUUACAUAUUUAAUAAUUUCUCAACAGGUUUACAUCAAGGAUUUUUAAUUUAACAGCAUCCCAGUUAAUUGAUCUUACGCUAUUUUAAAAUUUAUUACAGAUUAAAUGUAGGGUUUUUUUAAAAAGUCCUGUGUAUAGUUACAUAAAAUAUAUUAUGGCUGAAAAAGUAUCUGUGAUUAUAUGGAAAAUCACUGUUAAAUGAAGCAUUUUACUGCUAGCUUUGCCUUUUUUUUAAAAAAAAUGCAUUUCAUAGUUCAGGCUUUUCAUUGUGCAUAGUAAUUUUUCUAGCAUCUGACAGGUUUACUUUGCAUAAAUAGAAAUAAAACUACUUAUUUUCAAUAAUGAAACAAUUUUUUGCAGGACUACUUUGCAGGAGAUGGGAGUUUUCAGUAAUUUUAACUUUCAAAUUAAUACACAUUUUCAUUUACAGAUUCAGCAAAGACAAGACUAAUGAAUUUAUUUACAGUUGAUCAUCUGUCUCUAAUGGACCAUGUAAUUCAUACUCUUAAGAAGAUACACCAUUAAAACAAGUCAUAACACUUUAUUUUAUUACCAAAUUAUCCCUAGUCACCUUGGUUCUCCUCACCCUUUCUCUGUCCCCUUUCUAUUUCCCCUCGCUCCUAGUUUACCUGCAAGAAUGUUAAUUCUUUACUGCUGUCUUUUCCUUGAUGUUCUUCUCGUCUCUGUCCAAAACUUUCUCUUUCUGCCUGUGUGACAGUUGUAGUACCCAUCUCUCAGAAUCAUUCUCUAGUCUAGUUCCCUAAUACAAUGUUUUGGUCGCCUGUAUUGAAAGUAAAUUGUACUGCUGCGUCUUUCCUACAGAUGUUAGUUGUAAAUGGUUGAAUGUAAACAGCUGCCACCCAAAGGAGGGGUCGUUUUUAGAGGUUUCACACUUUAGGAUGUGUUGAACAUUCCAAAGAUGUGGAGAAAAUAUUACUUAACCAUUUUGUUUCACAGCUCUUUUCCACUUAGGGGAGUGACAGCAGUUUCCAGAUAUGCUCUAGCUUCUGUGGCAUACCAGGAGAUAUAAGACUAAUUACUAACUUUUUUCCACCCUUUACUUUUGCAGGAAUUCUAUUCUUGAAUUCAGUGAUAGUAAUAGUACUUUAUCAUUGCCACUUAGAAGUAAUGAGCACCUGUCAACACAAUUCUACCUCUAUUACUAUUACUGAAUGUGAUCCUUCCUAACCUAUAAACUUUUAAGUGCUGGAUAUAUUUGGGUAUAUUGAAACUAUAAUUUAAAAUGUACUGUUCUAAUCUGGAUUAUGAAGCUUGUGUUUAUUAGGAGUUCAGAAUAUAAAUUCAAGAGGCGACUGUAUCAUGAUACUGACUCCACUGUGGGUUCAUCUGCUUCAUGUUUUCUACUGCAUCAUCUACACACAUUAUUUUACGUCUCAUUUCUUAAGUGUUAUGUGCCUGAUUAUACCAACUCUUUCCAUUUGCAUUAGAUAUCUUUCUGUGGUAUAUGUUAGGUGUGAAUGUAAAAAUGAAAACACAGAAAUAAUGUACAAGUUCCCUAUAUGUGAUUCCAUAGUUCAAAUGUCAGUAUGUAUUUAAGUGUAUUUAUUGUAACUAAAUUGUGUAAAUAAAGUAUUUUUUCCUUUUCUUUGUAGCA